Messenger RNA from Alexandromys fortis (reed vole), 2390 nucleotides. RefSeq names its product chimerin 1 (gene Chn1). The record is from RefSeq and is a predicted model, not a curated record. Gene Ontology annotation, biological process: signal transduction; positive regulation of GTPase activity. Bases 715 to 1719 code for a protein of 334 amino acids. Gene Ontology annotation, molecular function: GTPase activator activity. NCBI's taxonomy places the organism in Eukaryota, Metazoa, Chordata, Mammalia, Rodentia, Cricetidae. The transcript is spliced from 7 exons.
UUUUCCUCUGCCUUUAAUGAUGACUCAUUACCUUCCUACAUAAUUUUUUUUUCUUUCCUUGAGCCAGCAAGAAAAAUCUUGCAGGAGAGGAGGGGGGAAACAGUGAGUUGAGGAACACAGUACUUAAAUACUGUUACUGGGUUUUCAUUGGCUGUCUCCUCUCUUACUGUAACCAGUCUUGUGCUUCCUCCUGCAAAUCCCUCCCUCUCCACCCCCUCCUGCAAGUGAGUUCUCCGGGUGUCUGUUGCUAGCGACUGACUGCAGGCUGUAUGUAGGCAUCUCUCAUUCAGAAUGGACAUUGAUGUACUGAGCAGAGAAGAAAGCUUCCAGCGAUGUUCCGUUUGUCACAGUUGUCUGGCUUUUUAAAGGACUCCCAGAGAGAGAUACUGCAGGUUCUGUAUGGUAGCACAGACUGAUUUCUUCUCCAGACUCUUAAGUUUCCAGAAGCUUAAAUAUAGAGCCCUGUUUUAAAAAAAGGAAGAGAGAAUUUGCGUGUUAAUCGGCCUUGUGAAGAAGUGCUUCAUCACCCUCCCGCACCUCCCCAUGCUCUGGCGUGUGGUGUGGCCUUGGCUCUCUAGGUUAGGAUUUUGAACUGGCUGCAGCAAUGCUCAUGUGUUAGCUGAGUAGAGUUCUCCGACAGUCGCAGGCUGCUUGCUACAAGGUUUUAUUUUGUUGUUGUUGUUGUUUUGUUUUUUCCUUCCUUUGAAUUCCAAAAUGCCAUCCAAAGAGUCUUGGUCGGGGAGGAAAACUAACAGAGCUACGGUUCACAAACCAAAACAAGAGGGCCGUCAGCAAGGUUUAUUGAUAGCAGCAUUGGGAAUGAAACUGGGUUCUCAAAAGUCGUCCGUGACGAUCUGGCAACCUCUGAAACUCUUUGCUUAUUCGCAGUUGACAUCACUUGUUAGAAGAGCGACUCUGAAAGAAAAUGAACAAAUUCCAAAAUAUGAAAAGGUUCACAAUUUCAAGGUCCAUACGUUCCGAGGGCCACACUGGUGUGAAUACUGUGCCAACUUCAUGUGGGGCCUCAUUGCUCAGGGAGUGAAAUGUGCAGAUUGUGGGUUGAAUGUUCACAAGCAGUGCUCCAAGAUGGUCCCCAACGACUGUAAGCCAGACCUGAAGCACGUGAAGAAGGUGUACAGCUGCGACCUGACCACGCUCGUCAAAGCGCACACCACCAAGCGGCCCAUGGUGGUGGACAUGUGCAUCAGGGAGAUCGAAUCCAGAGGUCUUAGUUCUGAAGGGCUGUACCGAGUAUCGGGAUUCAGUGACCUAAUUGAAGAUGUCAAGAUGGCUUUCGACAGAGAUGGUGAAAAGGCAGAUAUUUCUGUGAACAUGUAUGAAGAUAUCAACAUUAUCACUGGUGCACUUAAACUGUACUUCAGGGAUCUGCCAAUUCCUCUCAUCACGUAUGAUGCCUACCCCAAGUUCAUAGAGUCUGCCAAAAUCAUGGACCCUGACGAGCAGUUGGAGACCCUUCAUGAAGCACUGAGACAGCUGCCGCCUGCCCACUGCGAGACCCUCCGGUACCUCAUGGCCCAUCUGAAGAGAGUGACCCUUCACGAGAAGGAGAACCUGAUGAGUGCAGAGAACCUUGGGAUCGUGUUUGGGCCAACCCUCAUGAGAUCCCCAGAACUAGACCCGAUGGCCGCCCUCAACGACAUACGCUAUCAGAGACUGGUGGUGGAGCUGCUGAUCAAAAAUGAAGACAUUUUAUUUUAGAGUUUUGAUUUGAGGAAAAAAGAAAUGUUUUACAGAUGAAGGAAUGUUUUCUAGUAAUUUAAUUAGCUUCGCUAGCUGAAUUGUUUCUUGGUUAAAGGUUUGGCCAAACAACCAGAUUGAAUGAAGGAACUUCUUGUCAUUUCUGUAGCACCACUCAGCUGUCCCUGUAAAACCGAAACACACGCUUUCCCGUCUGGAAGUCCUGGGUGUUUAUCAUGUUAAGAGAAACUCAAGCUCCUGCAUGACCCCCUGUUUGGUGAGGAAACCCCACAUCAAGGAAUCUCAGACUUGAACCUGCACCGCCUCUCUGUCCUGGGUUUCCUGUGCCUGUCACCCAGCAUGCUGCCCAGAGUAAACUGUCAUGACUUUGCCUUUGGGGUCCAUGCCAUCGGUUUCAGACGCUUGCACACUCGCGCACACACGCAUAGGCAGCGCCCUGCCAUCUACCCACCCCACACUUGGUUCCUCCCCAGCUCUCUCCUCUACCAUAGUGCUUUCUCUCCAGCAAAGCAGGAUGUCUGCGGGUCUGCCACUUCAGUAAGCUACCCUACCAGUACAAGUGCACCACACCGCAUUUUCUGUUAAAUUAUUGGUUUUCAGCUGUAAAGUUAUAUUUUUACCUGGCAUGCAGUUGUUAAUUUAUUAAAUUUGGCUUUUAGAAAUCAAAACUA